AUGAGCAUGGGACUGUCUGGUCAUCUCAACCAGGCCAUUGCUGCUAAUACAAACAAUAAUGCCACCACCAACUCAGAACAAGAUUCUGAAUGCACCAUUCGGGAGCAAGACCGGUUCAUGCCAAUAGCAAACGUGAUCAGAAUCAUGCGCAGAAUCCUUCCUCCGCAUGCCAAGAUAUCGGAUGACUCCAAAGAGACCAUCCAAGAAUGUGUGUCUGAGUUCAUAAGCUUCAUCACUGGCGAAGCCAACGAGCGUUGCCAGCGUGAGCAGCGGAAGACCAUCACUGCUGAGGACGUUCUUUGGGCCAUGAGCAAGCUUGGUUUUGAUGACUACAUUGAACCCUUGACUUUAUACUUGCAUCGUUAUCGUGAGUUUGAUGGUGGUGAGCGUGGAUCUUUGAGAGGGGAACCUUUGCUGAUGAAGCGGCCAAUGAUUGAUCCUGCUUCAGCUAGCAUGACGACCAUGGCGCCCUAUCAGUUGCCUCCUUUUUCAAUGGCUCAUCACCAUGGAUACUUUGCGUAUCCACCACCAAUGGGCAACGGUUAUAUACAGAGGGAUACAUCAAAUGGAAGCUCUUCUCAUGGUGCAGUGGCUACUGUGGACAAUGAUGUAGAGUCUCUUCCGGAGGAGGCUAAGGAGUAA
Messenger RNA from Nicotiana tabacum (common tobacco), 642 nucleotides. The record is from RefSeq and is a predicted model, not a curated record. Lineage: Eukaryota; Viridiplantae; Streptophyta; Magnoliopsida; Solanales; Solanaceae.